UCGCUCUUCACGUGAGCAGGCGGGGCAAUGUGCGAUCGCCGUUUCCAAGGCCCAGCGACGGCGCUUCCCUGCCGAUCCACCAAGCAAACACCCAAGGAUCCGACAUCAGCAUAUCCUGUCGCCAUGGCUCGCCACCACCCCGAUCUGAUCUUUUGCAGGAAGCAGCCCGGAAUCGCUAUCGGGCGACUGUGUGAAAAAUGCGACGGCAAGUGUGUCAUCUGCGACUCGUACGUCCGGCCGGCCGAUCUUGUGCGGAUCUGUGACGAAUGCAACUACGGCUCGUAUCAAGGACGCUGCGUAACCUGCGGAGGCCCAGGAGUGUCGGAUGCCUACUACUGCAAAGAGUGUGUUAUCAUGGAAAAGGAUCGUGACGGAUGUCCAAAGAUUGUGAACCUGGGCAGCAGCAAAACAGAUCUGUUCUAUGAGCGGAAAAAGUUUGGAUUCAAGAAAAGGUGACCGCCACUUCAACCAAUGCUUCGAGCUAUGCUUCAACCGACGCUUCAGCCGCCGCUUCGACCGAUGCUGUCCCGAUGUUUGGUCGAGUCUGCGCCCUUUGAACUAGGCCGCUUUGGAAUACAGCCCUUGCAAGACCAUCUGGCCACCCUGAAUGGUCCAGAGCGGGCCGCACAACCAUGACUUUGAGCACGCUGGCUGGCCUGGUGGCUGCGGAUUCGUGUG
Messenger RNA from Polychytrium aggregatum, 678 nucleotides. Its product is annotated as PHF5-like protein-domain-containing protein. The record is from RefSeq and is a predicted model, not a curated record. The transcript has 3 exons. NCBI's taxonomy places the organism in Eukaryota, Fungi, Chytridiomycota, Chytridiomycetes, Polychytriales. Gene Ontology annotation, cellular component: U2 snRNP; catalytic step 2 spliceosome; U12-type spliceosomal complex. Bases 28 to 456 code for a protein of 142 amino acids. Gene Ontology annotation, biological process: mRNA splicing, via spliceosome.